GCGGUACCGGAAGUGUUCUCGCCGCCGGAGCUCCCACUCGCAGCUCGGGUUCGGAACUUUCGGGUCCUCUCGUGGCGUCCCUUCCCGGCUUGCCCAGCUUCCGCUUCGAGGUUAAACUGGUCCCUGGCAGUGAGAUAAGAAGCGUGGUGCAAACAUGUCCCGGAUCGAAAAGAUGAGCAUUCUGGGCGUGCGAAGUUUUGGGAUAGAGGAUAAAGAUAAGCAAAUUAUCUCUUUCUUCAGCCCCCUCACAAUUUUGGUUGGACCCAAUGGGGCGGGGAAGACGACCAUCAUUGAAUGUCUAAAGUAUAUUUGUACUGGAGAUUUCCCUCCUGGAACCAAAGGAAAUACAUUUGUUCAUGAUCCCAAGGUUGCUCAAGAAACAGAUGUGCGUGCCCAAAUUCGCCUGCAGUUUCGUGAUGUCAAUGGAGAGAUGGUACUUGUGCAGAGGUCCAUGCUUUGCAGUCAGAAAAGUAAAAAAACCGAAUUUAAAACCCUGGAAGGAGUCAUUACUAGAAUAAAGCACGGUGAAAAAGUCAGUCUCAGCUCCAAAUGUGCAGAAAUCGACCGAGAAAUGAUAAGUUGUCUUGGGGUUUCCAAGUCUGUGCUAAACAAUGUUAUUUUCUGCCACCAAGAAGACUCAAAUUGGCCUCUAAGUGAAGGAAAGGCUCUGAAGCAGAAAUUUGAUGAGAUUUUUUCAGCAACAAGGUACAUUAAAGCCCUAGAUACGCUUCGACAGGUACGACAGACACAAGGUCAGAAAGUAAAAGAAUGUCAAACAGAAUUGAAAUAUCUGAGGCAAAAUAAGGAGAAAGCUUGUGAGAUCCGAGAUCAGAUCACUAGUAAGGAAGCCCAGUUAGCAUCUUCACGGGAAAUUGUCAAAGCCUAUGAGAAUGAGCUUGAGCCAUUGAAGAAUCGCCUGAAAGAGAUUGAACAUAACCUCUCUAAAAUAAUGAGACUUGACAAUGAAAUUAAAGCCUUGGAUAGCAGAAAGAAGCAAAUGGAAAAAGAUAACAGUGAAUUAGAACAGAAGAUGGAAAAGGUUUUUCAAGGGACUGAUGAGCAGCUAAAUGACUUGUAUCACAAUCACCAGAGAACUGUAAGGGAGAAAGAAAGGCGCUUGGUAGACUGUCAGCGUGAACUGGAGAAGCUGAGUAAAGAAGCUCGGCUCCUCAACCAGGAAAGAGCAGAGCUGCUUGUGGAGCAGGGUCGUCUACAACUACAGGCAGAUCGACAUCAAGAGCAUAUCCGAGCCAGAGACUCACUGAUUCAGUCUUUGGCAGCACAUCUUGAAUUGGAUGGUUUUGAGCGUGGACCAUUCAGUGAAAGACAGAUUAAAAACUUUCAUGAACUUGUGAGAGAGAGACAGGAGAGAGAAGCUAAAACUGCCAGCCAGCUCUUGAGCGACCUUACAGACAAAGAAGCGCUGAAGCAGAGACAGAUGGAUGAGAUGAGGGACAAGAAGAGCGGGCUGGGGAGGAUGAUUGAGCUGAAGACCGAGAUCCUGACGAAGAAGCAGACUGAGCUGAGGAACGUGAGGAAUGAGCUGCAGCAGCUGGAGGGCUCCUCGGACAGGAUUCUGGAGCUGGACCAGGAGCUCACAAAAGCGGAACGUGAACUAAGCAAGGCUGAGAAAAAUAGCAGCAUAGAAACCCUAAAAGCAGAAAUACUAAACCUCCAAAGUGAGAAAGCGGACCUGGACAGGAACCUGCGGAAACUGGAUCAGGAGAUGGAGCAGUUAAACCAUCAUACAACAACCCGCACACAGAUGGAGAUGCUUACCAAAGACAAAACUGACAAAGAUGAACAGAUCAGAAAAAUAAAGUCCAGGCACAGUGAUGAACUAACUUCACUGUUGGGAUAUUUUCCUAACAAAAAACAGCUUGAAGACUGGCUUCAUUCUAAAUCCAAAGAGAUUAAUCAGACCAGGGACAGACUUGCCAAACUGAACAAAGAACUAGCUUCAGCCGAACAAAAUAAAAAUCAUAUAAAUAAUGAGCUAAAGAAAAAGGAAGAGCAGCUGUCUAGUUAUGAAGAUAAACUGUUUGAUGUUUGUGGUAGCCAAGAUUUUGAAAGUGACUUAGACAGACUUAAAGAAGAUAUUGAAAAAUCCUCAAAGCAGCGAGCCAUGCUGGCUGGAGCCACAGCAGUUUACUCCCAGUUCAUCACUCAGCUGACAGAUGAAAACCAGUCCUGUUGCCCAGUCUGUCAGAGAGUAUUUCAGACGGAAGCUGAAUUACAGGAAGUCAUCAGUGACUUGCAGUCCAAGCUGAGGCUUGCUCCAGAUAAACUCAAGUCAACAGAAUCAGAACUAAAAAAAAAAGAACGGCGCCGUGAUGAAAUGCUGGGGCUUGUGCCCAUGAGGCAAAGCAUAAUUGAUUUGAAGGAAAAGGAAAUACCAGAAUUAAGAAACAGACUGCAGAGUGUCAAUAGAGACAUACAGCGCCUAAAGAAUGACAUAGAGGAGCAGGAGACACUCUUGGGUACAGUGAUGCCCGAAGAGGAAAGUGCUAAAGUGUGCCUGACAGACGUCACGAUCAUGGAGAGGUUCCAGAUGGAGCUAAAAGACGUUGAAAGGAAAAUUGCACAGCAGGCAGCUAAGCUGCAGGGGGUAGACUUGGAUCGGACUGUCCAGCAGGUUAACCAGGAAAAACAAGAAAAACAACACAAACUGGAUACAGUUUCCAGUAAGAUUGAAUUGAACCGUAAGCUUAUACAGGACCAGCAGGAACAAAUUCAGCACCUGAAAAGUAAAACAAAUGAGCUGAAAUCAGAGAAACUGCAGAUAGCCACCAAUUUGCAACGGCGUCAGCAAAUGGAGGAGCAGACUGUGGAAUUAUCCACUGAAGUUCAGUCUUUGAACAGAGAAAUAAAGGAUGCUAAAGAGCAAAUAAACCCUUUGGAGAUAGCACUGGAAAAGUUGCAGCAGGAAAAAGAAGAAUUGAUCCACAGAAAAAAUACAAGUAACAAAAUGGCUCAGGAUAAGAUCAAUGAUAUCAAAGAGAAAGUUAAAAAUAUUCAUGGUUACAUGAAAGACAUAGAGAAUUAUAUUCAAGAUGGAAAAGAUGACUAUAAGAAGCAAAAAGAAACUGAACUUAAUGAAGUUGUCAUUCAACUAAAUGAAUGUGACAAACACAAAGAAAAGAUAAAUAAAGAAAUGGGAACCAUGAGGCAAGAUAUUGACACACAGAAGAUACAGGAAAGGUGGUUACAGGAUAACCUUACACUGAGAAAAAGAAGAGAGGAACUAAAAGAAGUUGAAGAGGAACGAAAGCAACAUUUGAAGGAGAUGGGACAGAUGCAAGUUUUACAGAUGAAAAAUGAGCACCAGAAGUUGGAAGAGAACAUAGACACGAUAAAGAGAAAUCACAGUUUGGCAUUGGGGCGACAGAAAGGCUAUGAAGAAGAAAUUCUUCACUUUAAGAAGGAGCUCCGAGAACCUCAGUUUCGGGAUGCAGAGGAGAAGUACAGAGAAAUGAUGAUUGUCAUGAGAACCACAGAGCUGGUGAAUAAGGACCUGGACAUCUACUACAAAACUCUUGAUCACGCAAUAAUGAAAUUUCACAGUAUGAAAAUGGAAGAAAUCAACAAAAUUAUUCGUGAUCUUUGGCGGAGUACCUAUCGUGGGCAAGAUAUUGAAUACAUAGAAAUUCGAUCCGAUGCUGAUGAAAAUGUAUCAGCUUCUGAUAAAAGGCGAAAUUACAACUACCGAGUGGUGAUGCUGAAGGGGGAUACAGCCUUGGACAUGCGCGGACGAUGCAGUGCUGGACAGAAGGUGCUGGCCUCUCUCAUCAUCCGCCUGGCACUGGCCGAAACCUUCUGUCUGAACUGCGGCAUCCUUGCCUUGGAUGAGCCUACAACAAACCUGGACCGAGAAAACAUCGAGUCUCUGGCACAUGCUUUGGUUGAGAUUAUAAAAAGUCGCUCGCAGCAGCGCAACUUCCAGCUUCUGGUCAUCACUCACGAUGAAGAUUUUGUGGAGCUCCUAGGACGAUCUGAGUAUGUGGAGAAAUUCUACAGAGUGAAGAAGAACAUCGACCAGUGCUCAGAGAUUGUCAAGAGCAGCAUCAACUCUCUGGGCUCUUAUGUUCACUGACUUGUUUUGGGAGGGAUGUGGAUUGGGUGAAGGGAACUGUGUAUGGCAGGUUUGAGAGUUCCUGAGAUCGUGAGGUUGCCUUGAAUGAAGACUGAACACAGUUCCCACAGGCCUAGCAACCUCCCAGUUCUGCUCAGCUGUUUAUUUCCUGCCUACUGAAUGUCACCCAGAUAAACAGUGCUCUUGAGAGCAGUGCUGACAGGAGUGGUGAGCAUUUCAAAGUGUUGCUGUUUUCUCUGAAGCUUAGAGUGAUAUUUAGUAAGUGGCCCUGCUUUAACAUGAAUCCAUGCACACAACCUGUCUGUCCGAGCCUAGGUCUUCCCUGAAGCCACAGUCAUUGAACGGAGGCU
Messenger RNA from Rattus norvegicus (Norway rat), 4443 nucleotides. RefSeq names its product RAD50 double strand break repair protein (gene Rad50). The transcript is spliced from 25 exons. NCBI's taxonomy places the organism in Eukaryota, Metazoa, Chordata, Mammalia, Rodentia, Muridae. The record is from RefSeq and is marked provisional. Gene Ontology annotation, molecular function: ATP hydrolysis activity. Gene Ontology annotation, cellular component: chromosome; chromosome, telomeric region; nucleus. Bases 155 to 4093 code for a protein of 1312 amino acids. Gene Ontology annotation, biological process: double-strand break repair; chromosome organization; telomere maintenance.